This is a messenger RNA of Triticum aestivum (bread wheat), 6186 nucleotides long. RefSeq names its product callose synthase 9. Gene Ontology annotation, biological process: (1->3)-beta-D-glucan biosynthetic process. The transcript is spliced from 51 exons. The coding region runs from base 201 to 5915 and encodes 1904 amino acids. Gene Ontology annotation, cellular component: plasma membrane; 1,3-beta-D-glucan synthase complex. NCBI's taxonomy places the organism in Eukaryota, Viridiplantae, Streptophyta, Magnoliopsida, Poales, Poaceae. The record is from RefSeq and is a predicted model, not a curated record. Gene Ontology annotation, molecular function: 1,3-beta-D-glucan synthase activity.
CCCUCCCCCCUCCCCAUCCCCUUUCCUUCCUCCCCACCCCCGCCCCGCCCCGCCCCAGCUCGAGCGCGCACGCGCAAACCCUAGCCCCCGAUCGCCCCCCUCCCUCUCUCGCCAGCUCGGCGCGCCGGCAGCUCGGGCGUUCAUGCGGGGCGGCCUCUGAGAGCGCGCGCGCGUGCAGAUCCAGCAGGGGCCCCGGCGAGAUGGCGAGGGCGGAGGCCAACUGGGAGCGCCUGGUGCGGGCGGCGCUCCGCGGGGACCGGAUGGGCGGCGUCUACGGGGUCCCCGCCAGCGGCAUCGCCGGGAACGUCCCCUCCUCGCUCGGCAACAACACCCACAUCGACGAGGUGCUCCGCGCCGCCGACGAGAUCCAGGACGAGGACCCCACCGUCGCCAGGAUUCUGUGUGAGCACGCAUAUGCCCUCGCCCAAAAUCUGGAUCCAAAUAGCGAAGGGAGAGGUGUGCUUCAGUUCAAGACCGGCUUAAUGUCAGUAAUCCGGCAAAAACUAGCUAAGAGGGAAGGUGGUGCUAUAGACCGAAGCCAGGAUAUAGCUAAACUGCAAGAAUUUUAUAAGCUCUACAGAGAAAGACAUAAAGUUGACGAGUUGUGUGACGACGAAAUGAAGCUGAGGGAAUCUGGUGUGUUCAGCGGUAACCUUGGAGAGCUGGAGCGCAAAACACUUAAGCGCAAAAAAGUACUUGCAACUCUCAAGGUCUUAUGGUCAGUAAUAGAGGAUAUAACAAAGGAAAUUUCCCCUGAGGAUGCAGCAAAUUUGAUUUCUGAAGAGAUGAAAAAAGUCAUGCAAAAGGAUGCGGCAAGGACAGAGGAUGUUGUGGCGUAUAAUAUCAUUCCUCUAGAUUCCUUGUCUACAACUAACCUAAUUGUCACUUUUCCAGAGGUGAGGGCAGCAAUAUCAUCUUUGCAGUACCAUAGGGAUCUGCCCAGGCUUCCGAAUACCAUUUCAGUUCCUGAUGCUAGGAAUUCUGAUAUGCUGGACCUUUUGCACUGCGUGUUUGGUUUUCAGAAAGACAAUGUGAGCAAUCAACGGGAGCACAUUGUUCACCUGUUGGCAAAUGAGCAGUCUCGAUUAGGCAAACUAUCAGGGAAUGAACCGAAAAUUGACGAGGGUGCUGUACAUGUUGUGUUUUCCAAGUCCCUGGAUAACUACAUAAAAUGGUGCAACUAUUUACCACUACGCCCUGUCUGGAAUAACAUUGAAUCAUUGACCAAAGAAAAGAAGUUGCUAUAUGUUUGUUUAUACUACUUGAUCUGGGGAGAGGCUGCCAACGUACGAUUUCUUCCAGAAGGCUUAUGCUACAUAUUUCAUCAUCUAGCAAGAGAACUAGAGGUGAUUAUGCAGAAACAGACUGCUGAGCCAGCUGGAAGCUGCAUUUCUAAUGAUGGCGUAUCAUUUCUUGACCAAGUCAUUUAUCCUCUAUAUGAAAUCGUUGCAGCUGAAGCAGGCAACAAUGACAAUGGGCGGGCAGCACAUUCUGCAUGGAGAAACUAUGAUGAUUUCAAUGAGUUCUUCUGGUCUGAGAAAUGUUUUCAGCUGGGUUGGCCGUGGAAACUGAGUAACCCAUUCUUCUCAAAGCCUAGUAGGAAAGAACAGGGCUUGAUAAGUAGGAAUCAUCAUUACGGAAAGACAUCUUUCGUGGAGCACAGAACUUUUCUGCAUCUUUACCAUAGCUUUCACCGCCUCUGGAUGUUCCUACUAUUGAUGUUUCAGGGACUUACUAUCAUUGCUUUUAACAAUGGCAGUUUUGACACAAAUACUGUAUUGGAACUUCUUAGCCUUGGCCCAACUUAUAUCAUAAUGGAAUUUAUCGAGAGUGUAUUGGACAUUCUAAUGAUGUAUGGCGCCUAUUCAACAUCUCGUGGUUCUGCAAUUACUAGAGUGAUCUGGCGAUUCUGUUGGUUUACUGCGUCUUCACUGGUCAUCUGUUACCUAUAUAUCAAGGCACUUCAAGAUGGGGUGCAAUCUGCACCUUUUAAGAUUUAUGUUGUUGUAAUCAGCGCGUAUGCGGGUUUCCAGAUAAUCAUCAGCCUACUCAUGAGUGUUCCCUGCUGCCGUGGUUUUACCAAUGCUUGCUACAGCUGGUCUUUUGUACGCCUUGCCAAGUGGAUGCAUCAGGAACACAAUUAUGUUGGAAGAGGCCUGCAUGAAAGGCCUCUAGAUUAUAUCAAAUAUGUCGCUUUCUGGCUUGUUAUUUUUGCUGCGAAAUUUUCAUUCACCUAUUUCCUCCAGAUCAAACCUCUUGUAAAACCAACAAGACUGAUAAUCAGUUUCAAAGGCUUACAGUAUCAAUGGCAUGACUUUGUCUCAAAGAAUAACCAUAAUGCGAUUACAAUCCUUGCUUUAUGGGCUCCAGUGGCCUCAAUUUAUCUUUUGGACAUCCAUGUUUUUUACACUAUCAUGUCUGCUAUUGUUGGAUUCCUCCUUGGUGCACGUGAUCGCCUGGGAGAGAUUAGAUCUGUUGAAGCAGUCCACAGGUUCUUUGAGAAGUUCCCUGAAGUAUUCAUGGAUAAACUUCAUGUUGCUGUUCCAAAAAGGAAACAACUGCUAUCAUCUGGUCAGCAAGCAGAGCUAAACAAGCUUGAUGCAUCUAGAUUCGCUCCUUUCUGGAAUGAAAUUGUGAAGAAUUUGCGGGAAGAGGACUACAUUAGUAACACUGAACUGGAUUUACUCUUGAUGCCCAAGAAUAUAGGCGGUCUUCCAAUUGUGCAGUGGCCACUUUUUUUGCUUGCCAGCAAGGUUUUUUUGGCCAAAGAUAUUGCAGUCGAUUGCAACGACUCACAAGAUGAACUCUGGCUAAGGAUCUCAAAGGACGAAUAUAUGCAAUAUGCUGUCGAGGAGUGCUUUCAUAGCAUCAAGUAUAUCCUGUCAUCUAUUCUAGAUAAAGAAGGCCAUCUCUGGGUGCAAAGGAUUUUUGAUGGUAUUCAAGAAAGCAUUUCAAAGAACAACAUCCAGAGUGAUAUUCAUUUCAGCAAAUUGCCUAAUGUCAUUGCCAAGCUUGUUGCUGUAGCGGGAAUACUGAAAGAAACGGAAUCUGCUGAUAUGAAGAAGGGGGCAGUUAAUGCGAUUCAAGAUCUAUAUGAAGUUGUUCAUCACGAAGUGCUUUUUGUUGAUUUGAGUGGUAACAUUGACGAUUGGAGUCAGAUAAAUAGAGCAAGAGCCGAAGGCCGCCUCUUCAGUAAUCUCAAGUGGCCAAAUGAACCUGGAUUGAAGGACAUGAUCAAACGAUUGCAUUCACUUCUGACCAUCAAGGAAUCAGCUGCAAAUGUUCCUAAAAACCUGGAAGCCAGCCGGAGACUGCAGUUCUUCACGAACUCUCUGUUCAUGCAAAUGCCUCUUGCAAGGCCUGUUUCAGAAAUGCUUUCCUUUAGCGUAUUUACUCCAUAUUACUCUGAGACUGUGCUUUAUAGCAUCGCCGAACUCCAAAAGAAAAAUGAAGAUGGUAUAUCUACACUGUUUUAUCUUCAGAAGAUUUAUCCAGAUGAAUGGAAGAACUUCCUUACUCGCAUCAACAGGGAUGAAAAUGCAGCAGACACUGAACUUUUUAGCAGUGCGAAUGACAUAUUAGAACUUCGGCUAUGGGCAUCUUACCGUGGGCAAACAUUAGCGCGAACAGUUCGUGGGAUGAUGUACUACAGGAAGGCCCUUAUGUUGCAAAGUUAUUUGGAGAGGAUGCAUUCUGAAGACCUCGAAUCUGCAUUUGAUAUGGCUGGUCUGGCUGACACACAUUUUGAGUACUCCCCUGAAGCACGCGCACAGGCUGAUUUGAAAUUUACGUAUGUGGUUACCUGCCAAAUAUAUGGAGUGCAGAAAGGAGAAGGGAAACCAGAAGCUGCAGAUAUAGCCCUUCUGAUGCAAAGAAAUGAAGCUCUCAGAAUUGCUUACAUCGAUGUUGUUGAGAGCGUUAAGAAUGGAAAGCCUAGCACUGAGUAUUACUCAAAGCUUGUUAAAGCUGACAUCCAUGGAAAGGACAAGGAAAUUUAUUCUGUUAAAUUGCCCGGCAAUCCAAAGCUUGGGGAGGGUAAACCCGAAAAUCAAAACCAUGCUGUAAUAUUCACUCGCGGAAAUGCCGUACAAACCAUUGAUAUGAAUCAGGAUAACUAUUUCGAGGAGGCACUCAAAAUGAGAAAUCUGCUUGAGGAAUUCUCUCAAAAUCAUGGCAAGUUCAGGCCUUCAAUUCUUGGUGUUAGAGAACAUGUCUUCACCGGAAGUGUUUCCUCCCUUGCUUCGUUUAUGUCAAAUCAGGAAACUAGUUUUGUGACAUUAGGACAGCGUGUUCUUUCUAAUCCACUGAAAGUGAGAAUGCAUUAUGGUCACCCAGACGUGUUUGAUAGAAUAUUUCAUAUUACGAGGGGUGGCAUAAGUAAGGCGUCCCGUAUCAUCAAUAUCAGCGAGGAUAUAUUUGCAGGGUUUAACUCUACUCUGCGUCAAGGGAACAUAACUCACCAUGAGUAUAUCCAGGUUGGUAAAGGAAGAGAUGUUGGGCUUAAUCAGAUCGCACUAUUUGAAGGAAAAGUUGCGGGAGGAAACGGCGAACAAGUUCUUAGCAGAGAUAUAUACAGACUUGGGCAGCUUUUUGAUUUUUUCAGGAUGUUAUCCUUCUAUGUGACUACUGUUGGGUUUUACUUCUGUACUAUGCUAACUGUACUGACAGUGUACAUAUUUCUCUAUGGUAAAACUUAUCUGGCUUUAUCUGGUGUUGGAGAAUCAAUUCAAAAUAGGGCGGAUAUACAGGGAAAUAAAGCAUUGAGCGUGGCUCUGAACACCCAGUUUCUUUUCCAGAUUGGUGUGUUUACUGCAAUUCCUAUGAUUCUAGGUUUCAUCCUGGAAGAAGGUGUCCUGACGGCUUUUGUUAGCUUCAUUACUAUGCAGUUCCAACUAUGCUCUGUAUUUUUCACGUUCUCUCUUGGAACAAGGACUCACUAUUUUGGUCGCACAAUACUGCAUGGAGGUGCAAAGUAUAGAGCAACUGGUAGGGGUUUUGUGGUACGGCAUAUUAAGUUUGCUGAGAAUUACCGUCUUUAUUCCCGAAGCCAUUUUGUGAAAGGGCUGGAGGUUGCACUUCUGUUGGUUAUCUUUCUAGCUUAUGGUUUUAACAACAGUGGAGCAAUUGGCUAUAUCUUACUUUCCAUAAGUAGCUGGUUUAUGGCUCUUUCUUGGCUUUUUGCUCCAUAUGUAUUCAACCCUUCUGGAUUUGAAUGGCAAAAGGUCGUCGAGGAUUUCAGAGACUGGACAAACUGGCUUUUUUACCGAGGUGGUAUUGGGGUUAAAGGAGAAGAAAGCUGGGAAGCUUGGUGGGAUGAAGAACUGGCACAUAUUCACACCUUCCGCGGGAGGAUACUGGAAACUAUACUUAGUUUAAGAUUUUUUAUUUUCCAGUAUGGAGUUGUUUACCACAUGCAUGCAGCCAAAGAAAGUACAACAUUAUCGGUAUAUUGGGUUUCAUGGGCAGUGCUUGGAGGGCUUUUUGUCCUCCUAAUGGUAUUUAGUUUAAACCCCAAGGCCAUGGUUCAUUUCCAGUUGCUCCUGCGUCUGGUCAAAAGCAUUGCACUGUUAGUGGUUUUGGCAGGUUUGGUUGUGGCAAUUGCGAUGACACCCCUCACUGUUUUAGAUGUACUUGCUUCCAUCCUAGCAUAUGUCCCUACUGGAUGGGGAAUUCUUUCGAUUGCUGUGGCAUGGAAACCAAUUGUGAAGAGAUUGGGUUUGUGGAAAAUAGUGCGCUCGCUGGCUCGUCUGUAUGAUGCUGGCAUGGGAAUGAUCAUUUUUGUGCCCAUAGCCAUCUGCUCCUGGUUUCCCUUCAUCUCCACCUUCCAGACACGGCUACUGUUCAACCAGGCUUUCAGCAGAGGUUUGGAGAUUUCUCUCAUCCUGGCUGGCAACAAUCAGAAUGCAGGCAUAUGAUGGUGGCAUCAUCCAUUUUUUGAAUCCUCACCCAGAUCAUGCACCUUCGUAGUUAGUUGAUCCCCGGUUCUGAGUUAGCAGCAUAUGUAUAUAUCUCCGUGUUGACUGGCAGUUAUUUUCUAUGGCUGUAUAUGUACAUCGCCUGCGACAUUUUUUGCACUCAUGAUAGUUAUAGGAGGUGGUGUUAUUGAAGGACCGGGUGCUGAAUCAUUGUUAAAAUAGCUUGUUUAUGUUAGUUUCUUUAGAUUAUGUUGUGAAACUGUGGUCUGCA